Messenger RNA from Lycium barbarum (goji berry), 3759 nucleotides. Its product is annotated as U4/U6 small nuclear ribonucleoprotein PRP4-like protein. The record is from RefSeq and is a predicted model, not a curated record. Bases 1737 to 3470 code for a protein of 577 amino acids. Lineage: Eukaryota; Viridiplantae; Streptophyta; Magnoliopsida; Solanales; Solanaceae. Gene Ontology annotation, cellular component: U4/U6 x U5 tri-snRNP complex. Gene Ontology annotation, biological process: mRNA splicing, via spliceosome. The transcript has 6 exons. Gene Ontology annotation, molecular function: protein binding; U4 snRNA binding; U6 snRNA binding.
UUAUGGGUUUGGAAGUUAAUCUAGAAAAGAGCAGAAUUUUCAGCAUUAAUGCAGAUGAUUGCAUAGAGGAACUAGCUGACAUCCUGGGAUGUAAGGUGGAAAAGUUCCCCACUGUUUAUUUGGGGCUUCCACUAGGGGCAAGAAGGAAUGAUCAGCCUAUCUGGCAAGGUGUCCUUGAUAGAUGUGCUAGUAAACUUUCUCCAUGGAAGCAACAAUAUCUAUCUUUUGGUAGCAGAUUUACUCUUGUUAACAGUGUAUUGGAGGGUACGCCUACCUAUCUAAUGUCCCUAUUCUCAAUGCCAGUUGCUGUGGAGAAAAAAGUGAACUCUUUGAGAAGUCAAUUCCUAUGGGAAGGUAAUGCAGAGGAAGAUUUCAUUUGGUGGAAUGGCCAGUGAUUCUUAAAGACAAGAAGGGGGUGGCUUGGCUGUGAGAAAUCUGAAGCUACAUAAUAAAAGUCUACUACUCGAAUAAAUGUGGAGGUAUAGCAUGGAAGGUAAGGAAGUUUUCAAAAAGCUUAUUAAUGCCAUCUAUGGGAAGAAGGACAAAUGGAGAACUGUUAAUGGGGGAGUAUGGAAGAGCAUAAGCAGACUUUAGGACAAUUUCAGUCAAUUUACUAGACUGGAGGUUGGAAAUUAGAAAAAAAAAAGAUUCUGGACAGAUUUGUGGGUCGGUGAUGAAUGUUUAAAAGAUAAGUUUGCGACUCUGUUUGACUGCUCUACAGAAUAGGAUGAUAAUUUUGCUGAAUUUCAUUCUAACUCUGGUUGACAGCCAAGGUUCCGGAGAAAUUUGAAUGAUUGACAGAUAGAAGAAUUUUGUCAGUUGCUUCAACAAUUGGGAUCAUUUUAUAUUGAUCAGAGUAAGGUGGAUAUCCUGAUUUGGCUGGCAAUUGAAGACAAUAAAUUUUCAGUUAAGAAUUGCUAUAGUAUGAUGCUAAAGCAGCUAGUUCAGUGGGAUAAUUCUUGUCCUUGGAAGAUGAUAUGGAAGACAAAAGCUCCGGUUAAAGUAGCAUGUUUUGGGUCGGUCGCAACUUGGGGAGCAUGCUUAACUCAAAAUAUCUUGCAGAAAAGAGGUUUUGACCUAUGCAGUAGAUGCUUCCUGUGUCAAGAAGAUCAGGAAACAGUUGAGCACCUUUUCUCCAUUGCAGAUUUUCUGGAGAAUGUUGGGAGCUAUUCCUAAAUCUUAGUGGUAUUAAUUGGGUGAUGCCUCAGAAUUUGAAAGGUUUGUUGGAAGGUUGGCAGUAACAGAUACUAGUUACAAGAAAGAAAUCUAAUAGUUGUUAGUAGGGGUGGGCAUAAUCACCGAAAACCGAAAAACCGGACCGAACCGAAUUAAUUCGGUUUCUGGUUUCGGUUUUUCAGUGUUUAGGUACGGUUUCCUUUUUUUUUUUUUUUUUUUGGUUAUUAACAAAUCUAAUGUUUGGUUCCGGAUCACCGGUUCUUCGGUAUUUCGGUUAAACCAAAGAUUUACCACAUGAAUACAAUUUUUUCAUAAAAAACUCAGAUCACUCAGUCCACUCCACUCUAUCAGGCCCAAAUUAAUUUAUCCAAGCCCAUCCCUAUAGACCCACCCUAAUUUCAUUUCACCUAACCUAAGCCCCAACUUCAUUUCCUCACUUCCUCUCCUCUGUCCGACUCCUCACAAACCUAAUAUCACUUUCGGCGACCUAGGCUUACUAAGGCACUAGCGGCGGUCGGAGUUCACUUUCUUCCUCACUUCCUAAUUUCUUAAUUAAGGGUAUGGAUGCCGAGGAUGAAAUUCCUGUUUCAACUACAGAUCCUUCGACUGUUGUUGGUGAUAGUUCGACUGUGGUUAAUACUAUAGGAGCAAUUAAUCUUACACCAGUUCAACCUGUCGCUCCACCGGGCGUUCCAACUGUUAACCUUCCCCCUGGUGUGCCUGCAAUUGCUUCAAGGCCUGUAGUCCCUACCCCUAUUCCUCCCCCAUUAGCUCCGUUGCCUGUUCGGCCACCUGUCCUUAGGCCUCCGGUAGCACAGAAUGGAGAAGUUCGAGCAAGCGAUUCAGAUUCUGACCUUGAAGAAAUGGGAUCUGAUCGUGGCACUGCAGACUCAGCUCAAGAAUAUGAGAUAUCCGCAGAGAGCAAACUAGCCAGAGAGAGGCAGGAAAAAGCCUUGCAAGAACUUCUGAUGAAGAGGCGUGCUGCUGCACUGGCAGUCCCUACAAAUGAUAUGGCCGUUCGGGCCCGCCUUCGAAGGCUUGGUGAACCGAUAACUCUCUUUGGAGAAAGGGAGAUGGAAAGAAGGGACCGUCUGCGGAUGCUUAUGGCAAAGCUUGAUGCAGAAGGCCAGCUGGAAAAGCUGAUGAAAGCUCAUGAGGAUGAAGAAGCUGCAGCUUCUGCUGCACCCGCAGAGGAGGAGGAUAUUCAGUACCCUUUUUACACAGAAGGAUCAAAAGCACUGUUAGAUGCUAGGGUAGAAAUCGCAAAGUAUUCUUUAGUUAAGUCAGCUUUACGUCUUCAUCGUGCAAGGAGGAAAAGGGAUGAUCCAGAUGAAGAUGUGGAUGCCGAGGUUGAUUGGGCUUUGAAGCAAGCAGGGAGCUUGGCCCUUGAUUGUAGUGAAAUUGGAGAUGAUCGACCUCUUUUCGGAUGUUCGCUUUCACACGACGGAAAGAUGCUUGCAACCUGUUCUAUGAGUGGUAUAGCAAAGAUAUGGAGUAUGCCUCAAGUGCAAAAGCUUUCCACCCUAAAAGGUCACACUGAACGAGCUACUGAUGUUGUGUUCUCUCCGACAAGCAAUCAUUUAGCUACUGCAUCUGCUGACAAGACCGCUAGGUUAUGGAACUCAGAAGGUUCUCACCUCAGAACGUUUGAGGGACAUUUGGACCGUCUAGCUCGGAUUGCUUUUCAUCCUUCUGGAAAGUACUUGGGCACAGCUAGCUUUGACAAAACUUGGAGAUUAUGGGAUGUAGAGAGUGGUGAAGAGUUGCUUUUGCAAGAAGGUCACAGUAGGAGUGUUUAUGGAUUGUCUUUUCACCAUGACGGUUCAUUAGUGGCGUCAUGCGGGUUGGAUGCACUUGUUCGAGUGUGGGACUUAAGGACUGGGCGAAGUAUCCUUGCUCUAGAAGGUCAUGUUAAACCGGUUCUUGGUGUCAGUUUUUCUCCCAAUGGUUAUCAUUUGGCUAGUGGCGGUGAAGAUAAUACCUGUCGUAUCUGGGACUUAAGGCAGAGAAAAUCUUCGUACAUCAUACCUGCUCACUCCAGUCUUAUUUCUCAAGUUAAGUUUGAGCCUCAGGAGGGAUACUUUUUGGCUACAGCUUCCUAUGAUAUGACUGCCAAGGUGUGGUCAUCAAGGGAUUUCAAGCCUGUAAAGACACUAUCUGGACAUGAAGCAAAGAUCAUGUCAUUGGAUGUUGCGUCAGAUGGACAGUUCAUCACUACCGUGUCGUACGAUCGAACAAUCAAGCUGUGGUCAAGCAAAAACAUCCAGAAGGAUGAGAAAAUGGACAUUGACUAGAUUUUUACAUAAGUUUGUAGGAGUACCAUUUUCUGGGAUUAUCAGGAAGAGAGUUGAAUAUGUUAAAUUGUUGUUAAGAAUCCCUGUGGAAAAUUGAAGCACAAGGCCCUUUGCUCAUUCUGUAUUCCUUAAGGCCGCCUUCAAUCCAUGAAGUAGUGACACAUUUUUUUUUUUCUUUUCCUAAUGUAUUUUAUAAGCUAAUCAGAAACUUGAGAUGCCAAAAGGUAUUUUAAUUCUUAAACAAAUCCAUAUCUGAAAUAUUGUUGAUAAAACCAGUACUUUUCUUUUU